Messenger RNA from Arabis nemorensis, 867 nucleotides. The record is from the annotation of a GenBank genome assembly. Lineage: Eukaryota; Viridiplantae; Streptophyta; Magnoliopsida; Brassicales; Brassicaceae.
AUGGAGGGGCCACGGCUUCCUCCCUCCGCCGCCGCCCAUGAAUCCGACGAUGACAAACCCGAUGAUCCUCCUUCUGUUUGGCAUCGUCCAACCUCCAGUCUCCCCUCGUUGCCCUUUCAAGAUCCUCCACCACACCAUUGGCGUAAUCAUUCUCUUGACUUCUCUUCGAUCCCAACCACACCUCUUUCGUCUCUUGCUCCUCCGGAUUCAAUCCCUGAGCUAGAGACUUACGUUGUUCAGGUCCCGAGAGAUCAAGUCUAUUGGACUCCUCCUCCGGACCAUGCAAAAUACGUGGAAAAACGCAGGAAAAACCCGGAGAAAAACAAGAAAAGUGGAUGUUCUAAACGUCUUAUGUGGUUCCUCAUCAUCUUGAUCGCUUUUGGAUUCAUCCUCGGUGCAAUCACUCUCGUCCUCCAUUUUGCUUUCAACCCCGCUCUUCCGGUUUUCGCAAUAGAGAAAUUCUCCUUUGUACCUAGUAAUUUCGAGGUCACCUUGAAAGCCGAGAAUCCGACAUCUAACAUGGGGGUAAGCUAUAUGAUGAGAAAAAACGGGGUAGUUUCCUUAACAUACAAGGAUAAAAGCCUGGGACGCGGGAAAUUCCCCAGGCUGUCCCAAGUGGCGAUGGGAUCUGACAAGAUUAGUUUGAAGCUCAAUGGGUCGACCAAGAAUGCGGCUAUGCCACCUAGUGGAUCGAAAUUACCGCUGAGUUUGGUGCUGAAGAUUGAGCUGAAGGCAGAGUAUGAAGCAGGACCGGUGAAAAAGAACAAGGAAGCGGCGGUGACUUGUGAUGUUAAGGUUAAGGGAUUAUUAGAUGCGAAGAAGGUUGAGAUUGUGUCGGAGAAUUGUGAGAGUGAGUUCAAGAACUGA